Molecule: messenger RNA, 681 nt
Organism: Guillardia theta CCMP2712
Lineage: Eukaryota; Cryptophyceae; Pyrenomonadales; Geminigeraceae
Exons: 2
Coding region: 1-681 (226 amino acids)
Biological process (GO): lipid metabolic process
Source: RefSeq, a predicted model, not a curated record
AUGCGAGGAAAGAUCUUGUUUCUUCUCCUCCUGCGGGCCUUGGCUGCCUCUCCCCACGACCGUGGCCGUCUUCCACUACCCACCCUCCGACUUACAGGAGGAAGAGCAGGAGCAGGAGCAGGAGCGGGAGCGGGAGCGGGAGCAGGAGCAGGAGCAGGAGCAGGAGCAGGAGAUGGCGUACAGCACAACGUGAAGAUCCUCAGGUUAUGUGCGUUAGCGUGCCAGGCUGCCUACCAUGUUGACUUCCACGAGUACGUCGACUCAGUCCGGAUGCAGGGCCCCUCCUCCUUCCUGGAGAAGCACUGCAGAGGGGAGGAGACGAGGCUCACUGUGGAGUCGGCGACCAAGUACUGGACGCUGUGCAGGACCGAGGACGGUCUGCGGAUCUUGGCAUGGAGGGGUACGAACGCCAAGAACAUUGAAGACAUCAUCACGGACCUGGACUGCCUCCCGGCCGAAGUUCCGGAGCUGGCGGAGGGCAGCGUACAUCCAGGGUUCCUGUCCCGGGCAAGGAGCAUGGACUAUGGUUGGCUGACGAAGAAGGUUCAAGAGUCAGAGCAGAUGAUUGUUUGCGGGCACUCGCUCGGGGGAGCGGCGGCCACCCUGUGCAGCACGCUGCUGUCUGCCUCGCUGCAGAGGUACAAGGCGGAGAUCAGGAACCAUGUGCUGGGCAAGUGCUAA